Messenger RNA from Mercenaria mercenaria, 830 nucleotides. Its product is annotated as vitamin D(3) 25-hydroxylase-like. The record is from RefSeq and is a predicted model, not a curated record. The transcript has 3 exons. Gene Ontology annotation, biological process: progesterone metabolic process; hormone biosynthetic process. Lineage: Eukaryota; Metazoa; Mollusca; Bivalvia; Venerida; Veneridae. The annotation marks the transcript as partial. Gene Ontology annotation, molecular function: steroid 17-alpha-monooxygenase activity; iron ion binding; heme binding.
GAAUUGUAAUCCUUCAUUUUUUUCUUGAGAAGAGGAAGCUGAGAGGUGAUGCUAUUAAUGGCCCUAAAGGACUGCCAAUUGUGGGAAACAUUCUUGAAAUCAACGAUAAAACAAUUCACUUUAAGUUUACGGACUACGCACAGAAAUUUGGAGAGAUCUUUCGACUUAAAAUGCUGAUGGACAAUGUUAUUGUUUUGAACAGUGAAAAUAUUAUUCGUAAAGCAUUUGGUGGUGAAAAAUAUAAGCGAUAUUUUGGUGAUCGAGGAGAAAUGUUUUAUGGCGAGCACUUCCGCUGUCACAGUCAGUCUCUGGGUUUUGCCCCUAGUGGUUCAGGCGUCUUCUAUCGAACUGCAAGGAAAAACUAUGUACGAGCUCUCCAUAUGAGAGGAACACAAAAUUCAAAGGAUAAUAUUAUGGUCGAAAUGGCAAAGCUGGUUAAAAGGCUUGAGGACAAGUCGGGAAGAGAGUUCGAGUUUGUAUCAUUGUUACAGCGGUCCCUAUCUAAUGUGAUGUCUCUGGAUUUGUGUGGAAAGACAAUUCCUGAUAAUGACCCUGAUAGCAACUUGUUUUGGGACCAUGUACGAGGAAAUGAUUUCUUUUUAGGUUCUUAUGUUAAUUUUGUCUUGACAACAUUUCCAUUCCUUCGUUACCUACCGGGAAAAUAUGGAGACACAUUUCGGAAGGCAAAGAAGGCAAACGGAAAAAUUGCUAAGAGAUAUUUCUACGAUAUGAAGACAACUACAAAUAGAACUGAACUGUUGCUUUAUAUGUGUAAUAUAUUUCCUGAAAACUUGUGUUUUUAUGAGAAAGAAGGACAUGUUCUUAUAUAA